AUUAGAAUCAUGCACUCUCUCAGUGGACUCAAAAUUGGGAAGUCACUUGUAAAUAAGUUUACGAAUGUUCGAGCGACGAUUAAUCUCAAUCAAUGCCAGUUCUGGCAUGCGAUCUGUAUUAAACCUGACUCACAUGAGAAUUAGUUCUGGCAGGCGAUCUCAAUGCAAGGAACAACCUAUCUUUCUAUGCAUGUGAAUCAGCCAACCUAUUGUGAUCGACGAGUCAGGCGACCAACACAAUGUUCGUGGUUUCUCCUUAUGGAGAGGACAUCUCCUUCACAUAAUCUGAUGGCAACCGUGACAAGCGACAAGAUACUGAUAUUCGGAGCGAGUGGAUAUCUCGGGAAAUUCAUGGUCAAUGCCUGCGUUUCCAUGGGCCAUCCCACUUAUGCGUAUGUUCGCCCCUUAAGCAACGCUGGCAGCGACCCUUCCAAGCGGCUUCUUCUCGAGCAGUUCGAGUCCUUGAAUGUCACCGUGAUUCAAGGUGGACUGGAUGAGCAUGAGAAGCUUGUCUCAGUAAUCCGGCAGGUUGAUGUCGUGAUCUCCACGCUUCCCGUUCCUCAGCACCUUGAGCAGAUGAAAAUCAUCAGAGCCAUGCACGAGGCCGGCAACAUAAAGAGGUUCGUCCCGUCCGAGUUUGGGAACGAGGUUGACAGGGUGAGCGGGCUACCACCAUUCGAAGCUUUGCUUGAGAACAAGCGGAAGAUAAGAAGGGCGACCGAAGCUGCAGGGAUUCCAUACACUUACGUCUCUGCAAACUCAUUCUCCGCGUAUUUCAUCGACUACUUUCUGCAUCCUCGUGAAAUGCGUGAUGAAGUAACCGUCUAUGGAAGUGGCGAAGCAAAAGCUGUCUUGAACUUUGAAGAAGACAUUGCCGCAUACACUGUGAAGGCAGCAACGGAUCCGAGAGCAGCCAAUCGCGUGAUCAUCUACCGACCUAUUGGAAACAUUGCAUCACAGUUAGACCUGAUCACCUGGUGGGAGGAAAGGACUGAACGUACGCUGAAGCGGAUCCACAUCCCAGAAGAGGAAAUAGUGAAGCUUACAGAAACUUUACCAUUUCCAGAAAACAUACCAGUCGCGAUCCUCCAUAAUAUAUUCAUCAAAGGGGACCAGAUGAGCUUUGAGCUCACAGAGGAUGAUCUUGAGGCUUCCCGAUUAUACCCUGAUCACAAGUACACUUCGGUCACCGACCUGCUCAAUCAAUGCCUGUUCGAUCUAUUACAGACUGUACAAUUGUAUAUUAGGACACCAUUGUAUAUUAGGAACCCGUAUAUUCGGUAUUUGACAUUUUCGGUAGUCUUGGAUAUUAGGCUCAUGUCAGGAUAUUAGUUACCUCUUUUGUAACAUUACACAGCCUAUAUACUGUGUCAAUUGAUUCAAUGAAAGUUAAGUUGAAUUCUUCAAUA
Punica granatum (pomegranate) is the source of this 1409-nucleotide messenger RNA. The record is from RefSeq and is a predicted model, not a curated record. NCBI's taxonomy places the organism in Eukaryota, Viridiplantae, Streptophyta, Magnoliopsida, Myrtales, Lythraceae.